AUGGAAUGUCGUAAUAACACUUCAUCACCAAUAAAUCGUAUUCGUUAUUAUUAUGAAGAUGGAAGAGGGAAUAAGGUAUGGGUUCAAAAUCUUACGCUAGACUAUGAUGUGCAACACUCAGAUAAUGGUUUCCAUAGUAGUUUUGUACGGAGAUGCAAUUACAAGGAUCCGUUCAGCAUGUCUCACCAACGCAUCAAAAGUGGUUUAGAACAUCGGACCAAGUUACCUCUUCAUAACAGAAAUUACUUGAAUAGUAAUAAGGUUAUACGGAAAGAACGGCAAAUACAUAAUGAUAUUUCAGGUUCUCCCAGUCGUGCUGUAACACUAGCAACACGAUGCACAUGCGCUUGUCCUAUACAUUCUGGGUUGGGGAACUUAAAUGUCAAAGAUUCUCGAGAGUCAUCUGCGAAUCUAGAAUGGACCUUUCUCCCAAACGAGUUGCUUGAGGGACUGAUUCAAUCUGUUGAGGAUGCGGAGUUUAUCCUUAAAAAACUUCGAAACGAGGAGGGCAUUUUGCGCAGCUCACAAAUGUAUUAA
Molecule: messenger RNA, 537 nt
Organism: Trypanosoma theileri
Lineage: Eukaryota; Euglenozoa; Kinetoplastea; Trypanosomatida; Trypanosomatidae
Exons: 1
Coding region: 1-537 (178 amino acids)
Source: RefSeq, a predicted model, not a curated record